Messenger RNA from Penicillium manginii, 1446 nucleotides. RefSeq lists its product as uncharacterized. The record is from RefSeq and is a predicted model, not a curated record. The coding region runs from base 1 to 1446 and encodes 481 amino acids. The transcript has a single exon. Lineage: Eukaryota; Fungi; Ascomycota; Eurotiomycetes; Eurotiales; Aspergillaceae.
AUGGAGUCUUAUUAUGAAGAGGAGUAUCAAGCUGCAACCCCUUUGAUUGCUUCUAUACUAUGGGGCAAACAGAGUGAGAGAAAUCAACUUGUUAUACAGCUAGACACGUUGAACGACCAAAUAUCUGCAAAGAAUACUGCACUCAAUUUACCACCCGACGAUGGGCUCAUUAUAACUCCGGCCUUCUCUAUAGCAGCAGAUCUUCUCAGUGAAGCAUCAUUGCAACUUCUUGACUCUGGAGAAACUGCUAAAUUUUUCAAGGUCAAGAAGUACAUCAAUAGUACGAUUGAUGCAUAUCAAUUUCCUUCUAUCUGGAAGAUUACUUGGAAUGAGUUCCUUGACUAUCACUCCCUCCACACUGGAGAUGAUAUAGAAAGACUAAAGAAGUCUAAUCCUGUUAAGGCUGUCCACGAUUCUAGGGAAGAUCUUUCACCUAAACAGCUCUUUCAUAAUGGGCUUCAGGAUAAGAGAUUUCCUGAACAAUCGGCCAAGAAGGAAUCAUCGGAGGGAGAAUGGCCCAGGGGAGAGUUGUCCGAGGAAGAAUCACUGGAGGAAGCAUCAGGAGGAGAGUCUGAGAGAGAGUUGCCCGAGGAAGGAUCGUCGGAUGAAGAAUCAGAGAGAGAGUCAUCCGGCGAGGGAACAUCAGAGGAAGAGGCGUCCGAGGAAUCAGAGGAAGAAUCAUCGGAGCAAGAAUCAGAGGCAGAUUCGUCCAACGAAGAAUCGUCGGAGGGAGAAUCAUCAGAGGACGAAUCGUCGGAGGGAGAAUCAUCAGAGGACGAAUCAUCAGAGGACGAAUCAUCAGAGGACGAAUCAUCAGAGGACGAAUCAUCAGAGGACGAAUCAGAGGAAGAAUCGUCAGAGAGAGAGCUGUCCGAGGAAGAAUCAGAAGAGGAGGAGGAGGAGGGAGAUUUGGAGGAGGAAGAGUCCAGACAAACCUAUAAAUUUUGGCAGCAGAGUGUCCCAUUAGGCUCUGUUCGUCAAAACGCCCAGCGCGAGUUCAAAUUUCUCCUUACCAAAGGGUUUGUCUUGGGCUCGCCCGGUGAUCACAUAGUGAUCGUUGGGUUUACAUGCCAGGGCUUUCAUACAGCCCGCAUAAGACCCAAGGAAAGGUAUGAAGAUCAACUGGGUGGCCUUUCUACAGUCUCUUCCCGAGAGGCUUUGAUCGAUGGUGUUGGACUGGUAGCUUGGGACACUGGGGCCUCAAGUGAUACAGUUGCGGCUAUUUUCCCCAAAGAAGACGCAAACUAUCCGCCUACAUUUAUAUGGAUAAAGUGGGAGAAUGGAGAAUGGACAUGGGAAUCGCGCGAUGUCUUGAAAACCAUUCUUAAGGAUUUAACAUCCUAUGAAGUCGAUCUUCUCAUAUAUCAUUUAGCAAUUUCGCAGGAGGCUAACUUUCAAGAAAAACUUUGCGGAAACCGACCUUGCUUUUCCUACCCUCGUAUGUAG